AUGGACCUAAUACUUCCGUUUAAAGUUGGAGAUGCCGUAGAGACAAGAUCCUAUAAUGUUGGUUAUAGGGGUGCAUGGUUCCGUUGCAAGAUCACCGAUAUGUGUAUCAGGAGCGGUCACAUGGAGUGUCAGGUGGAGUAUAUAGACUAUCCAGAUGAAAGAAGGAAAUGGAAUAGACUCUUCAAAAUUCCCCCCAAAUGCCGUAAUCAGAAAGCAAGUCAGAAUAGGGAGAUCAUGCUACGACCUCCUUUUCCUCGGUGGUGUUGGGAGAAUGAUAUUGCUGAGCUUGGGCCACAAACGGAUGUUGUAGCAGUUGUAAGCAGUCGUUGGAAAGUAGGUGACUUGAUUGAUUGGUGGUACACUGAUUGUUUUUGGACUGGGAAAAUUACCGAGUUGAUGAGUGAUGACAAAGUUAAGAUAAUUUGUCCUGAAAUACCAUUAGGUGAAGGUGGAUGUUGGGUUGCCGAUCCCAAAGACCUGAGGCCAGCGCUUGAUUGGUCCCUCGAAAAAGGUUGGAGUGCCCCUCUUUCACAGGAAAACGGCGAAUGCUGGCAUACUGCUCGUUUGAUUGCAGGGAACCAAGAUACAUUAAGUAGCAGCUCUGAUGAGGAGGACAUUGAGCAAUCUUGUGAUGGUAACAAGGUACUACAAAGAUGCUUGAAUGGAUCAUUUGAUUCAUUGGAGCAAGAAAUAGGAAAAUGCCUGAAUGGAGCAUCUGAUACACCAAAGGAGUUGGUCGAUCAAGAUGUAAAACAGCCAGCCAAUACAAAUGGCAGGUGCUGCCUGGAAAGUCAAACAGACAGUGAAGGGGAACCACAAAAAUGCAUGAAUGAAGAGCCUGGCGUGUCUCUGGAGGCCAUCUGUUCAAAAGUGCAACUCGCUCCCAAUGAAACUGGUGAAUGUUGCAUGAACAGCCAAGCAGACUGUCCGACGUCUCCUGUGGCCAAUUCAGGACAGUCUCCUCAGUUCAUUACCAAUGAGCAAUCAAGUACCCCCAAUUUCAAGAAACUCAAGACCUCAAGUGAGCCUGACGCUUCUCUCGAGGUCACCAAUACAAAAGUGCAACUCGCACCCAAUGAAAAUGGUGAAUGUUGCAUGAACAGCCAAGCAGACUGUCCGACGUCUCCUGUGGCCAAUUCAGGACAGUCUCCUCAGUUCCUUACCGAUGAGCAAUCAAGUCCCCCCAGUUUUAAGAAACUCAAGACCUCAAGUGAGCAUGCAUCAGUUAAGCCUACUGGCACCGUUAGCGAGGCCACGAUGAAACUGCGGGAACUAGUAAACAAAGUCAAGACCUCAAGUGAGCAUGUAUCAGUUAAGCCUACUGGCACCGUGAGCGAGGCCACGAUGAAACUGCAGGAACUAGUAAACAAAAUCAGACGGGCCCAAGAUCUCCUGCAGUCUGUUGACUAUGCUCCAUCAAGCAUAGUGCUGGCACCUUGGAAAUUUCAGGAAAAUAACCCAUGGCAGAAGCGUAACUGA
Messenger RNA from Triticum turgidum subsp. durum (durum wheat), 1479 nucleotides. Lineage: Eukaryota; Viridiplantae; Streptophyta; Magnoliopsida; Poales; Poaceae. The record is from the annotation of a GenBank genome assembly.